This is a messenger RNA of Arabidopsis arenosa, 2734 nucleotides long. The record is from the annotation of a GenBank genome assembly. NCBI's taxonomy places the organism in Eukaryota, Viridiplantae, Streptophyta, Magnoliopsida, Brassicales, Brassicaceae.
AAUCAGCACCAACCUACACAACCUUUUCCAAAGCCAACAAUAAAAGAACAUAAACUUUUAUUUGCAUCAAAGACGAAGCUGCCUUAGAAAUGGAGUUGGAUCUUGGUCUCUCUCUUUCACCUCAUAGCUCUUCAAAGCUAGGGUUCGACUUUGACCUCAACAAGCAUUGUGUGAUGGAGGGUGCUGCGUCUUGUUUGGAUACCCAAAAACUGCGUUUUCAGGCGACGUUUGGGUUGGGGAAUGUCGAAGAAGAAUUUUAUGUGCCAAAACCGCGUUUGUUUGCCUUGAAUGGCCAGCCCAAUGAGGAAGACGAAGAUCCUCUGGAAUCCGAGUCUUCUAUUGUUUACGAGAGGAUCACGGUGAUGAACAACAACAUAUCUAAUCCAACAACGGCUACAGUCGGAUCAUCAUCAUCUUCGUCAACAUCAUCAAGAUCAUCAAUGUAUGUUAAGGUUAAGAUGGAUGGUGUAGCAAUAGCAAGAAAGGUGGAUAUCAAGCUUUUCAACUCUUACGAGUCCCUCACUAACUCCUUGAUCACCAUGUUUACCGAAUAUGAAGAUUGUGACAGAGAAGAUACAAACUAUACAUUCACCUUCCAAGGGAAAGACGGUGACUGGCUACUACCAGGGGAUAUUCCAUGGAAUAGUGGAAUCAUGGCGCUGAGCAUGAGGAAAGCGAUCGGAGUUGUUAAGGAUCAGACUAGUAUCGGCAUAGCCAAGGUAGCUAGCAACAUGGCUCCAGAUCUGGAAGUUGCGAUUGUGAAAGCUACGAGCCACGACGAUGAUCAAUCUAGCGACAAGUAUAUCCGCGAGAUCCUUAGCUUAACUUCACUCUCCCGUGGCUACGUUCACGCCUGCGUCACCUCUGUUUCACGCCGUCUUAAGAAGACGCGUGACUGGAUCGUUGCUCUCAAGGCUCUUAUGCUCGUUCACCGUCUUCUUAAUGAAGGAGAUCCACUGUUUCAGGAAGAGAUCCUCUACGCUACACGACGAGGUACGAGGAUUCUUAACAUGUCUGAUUUUCGUGAUGAGGCUCAUUCUAGCUCUUGGGAUCACUCUGCUUUUGUUAGAACAUAUGCUAGUUACUUGGAUCAGAGGCUUGAAUUGGCUCUUUUUGAGAGGAAAGGGAGAAAUGGUGGUGGUGGUAGUAGUAGUAGUCAUCAAAGUAAUGGGGAUGAUGGAUAUAGUCGGUCUAGGGAUGAUUUUAGGUCCCCGCCUUCAAGAACUUAUGAUUAUGAGACUGGUAAUGGUUUUGGUAUGCCUAAGAGGUCUCGGUCUUUUGGAGAUGUGAAUGAGAUUGGAGGAAGAGACGAGAAGAAAUCGGUUACUCCUUUAAGAGAGAUGACACCUGAGAGGAUUUUUGGAAAGAUGGGUCAUUUGCAGAGGCUGCUUGAUCGGUUUUUGUCUUGUCGACCUACCGGUUUAGCCAAAAACAGUCGGAUGAUCUUGAUUGCCAUGUACCCGGUUGUGAAAGAGAGUUUUAGGCUUUACGCUGACAUAUGCGAGGUCUUGGCUGUUCUGCUUGACAAGUUUUUCGAUAUGGAGUAUACUGAUUGUGUCAAGGCCUUUGAUGCUUAUGCUAGUGCGGCUAAACAGAUCGAUGAGCUCAUUGCGUUUUACCAUUGGUGUAAGGACACGGGCGUGGCGAGAUCUUCUGAGUACCCUGAGGUUCAGAGGAUUACUAGCAAGCUGUUGGAGACACUAGAAGAGUUUGUGAGAGACAGAGCCAAGACGGCCAAAAGUCCCGAGAGGAAAGAGAUUGAAGCUCCUCCUGCUCCUGCUCCUCCAGUUGAAGAGCCAGUGGAUAUGAAUGAGAUCAAAGCGCUUCCUCCUCCAGAGAAUCACACUCCUCCACCCCCACCUGCACCAGAGCCUAAACCGCAGCAACCACAAGUAACAGAUGAUCUAGUUAACCUGAGAGAAGAUAAUGUCACUGGUGAUGACCAAGGGAACAAAUUUGCUCUCGCACUUUUUGCGGGUCCUCCCGCUAAUAACGGAAAAUGGGAAGCAUUUUCUUCUGAUAAUGGCGUGACAUCAGCUUGGCAGAAUCCAGCAGCAGAGCUCGGGAAAGCGGAUUGGGAACUGGCAUUGGUUGAGACAGCUAGUAAUCUAGAACAUCAGAAAGCCGCAAUGGGUGGUGGUUUAGAUCCGUUGUUACUCAACGGAAUGUACGAUCAAGGAGCAGUUAGACAACACGUGAGCACCUCGGAGUUAACUGGUGGAAGUUCAAGCAGCGUAGCACUCCCUUUACCGGGUAAAGUCAACAGCCAUAUACUAGCACUCCCUGCACCAGAUGGAACCGUUCAGAAAGUGAACCAAGACCCGUUUGCUGCUUCCCUGACCAUUCCGCCUCCUUCAUAUGUGCAAAUGGCUGAGAUGGACAAAAAGCAAUAUUUAUUGACUCAGGAGCAGCAAUUAUGGCAGCAAUAUCAGCAAGAAGGAAUGAGAGGUCAAGCUAGUUUGGCUAAGAUGAAUACAGCCCAAACCGCAAUGCCGUAUGGGAUGCCACCGGUUAACGGGAUGGGACCGCCGCCGAUGGGGUAUUACUACAAUAACCCUUACUGAUUUCAUUCAUUUUGUUUGUUUUUUAUUUACAUAUAUAUUUUUCGACCAAUGUAGAUGUGUUAUAAUCCGGUUUCUUCUUGUAUUUUUUUCCUGAUCUUGCGUCCUAUUAUUGAACCUGUGAGACUUUGCCUCUUUUGAGUAUUGAUGAAUAAUGAAUUUAUACAUUUGUU